Molecule: messenger RNA, 312 nt
Organism: Aspergillus fumigatus Af293
Lineage: Eukaryota; Fungi; Ascomycota; Eurotiomycetes; Eurotiales; Aspergillaceae
Exons: 2
Coding region: 1-312 (103 amino acids)
Source: RefSeq, a predicted model, not a curated record
AUGCCCAGACAACCCUCAUUGGACUCGGAGCGACCUAUCAUUGCCAAAUCUACCAUCGGAAGCCUACCUAGUGGUGAUCCCAGACUGGCUGAGUUCAACCACCUGCGCGAUGGCCUCGAGCGUCUAGAGAACAAACCCCUUCUGAAGCAACGUUUCGUCCCUACACCAGAGAAAAGCGACAACCUCAGUAAGCUGGCCCUUGGUGCAAAAGUGGAACGCGCACUGGGACGGCGAAUGACUAGUCAAGAUGCCGUCAUGCGGAAGCCCGUUCUAGAUGAGAAGGUCGCUACUUCGGAGACCUCCGCAGCUUAA